This is a messenger RNA of Cladocopium goreaui, 873 nucleotides long. The record is from the annotation of a GenBank genome assembly. Lineage: Eukaryota; Dinophyceae; Suessiales; Symbiodiniaceae.
AUGGCGAGAUGCGGCGGUGGCCGCUUGACGAGUCAAGCGAGUCAAGCGGCACGAGCGGAGGCGGCCUUUAGAAGAUUGGAUCCAGAGACCCAUGCGGUGGGAAGCUUUCCAAUGUACGUCCUUUCUAUGGAAGCCUUUAUGAAUUUGACAUCGGCCAAGUCGCAUCGAGAUUUACAGGAGGAGGGCCUAUUGGUGAAGUACGAGGAACACUUGGGCAAUGCCAUCUUCGUCUCGCACCAAUGGACUGGUUUGAAGCAUCCCGACCCACACUUUCGCCAGCUUUCCAUGCUGCAAAAGGUCAUGUCACAGCUUCUGGGUUCUGAUCGGCCUGUCCGCUCCAGCAUCCUGUAUCUUUUAGCCCUGGGCUAUUCGCAGAAGAUUGACCCAAGGGAGUGGCGGGAGAAGCCUUUGCUGAUCUGGUACGAUUUCUUCAGCAUUCCUCAGUUGGAAAUGCGCAAGGCCUCGGCUGCUGGGACUGAUCUGCAAAAUGCAGUGCACAGCAUUCCGACCUAUGUGAUGAGGUCCAAAUUUUUCAUCGUUUUGGCGCCUCCUAUUGAACAUGCAGACACUGGCCAGCACUUGAAUCUUUCUACCUGGAAGGAGCGAGGGUGGUGUAGGCUCGAGCGUGCAGCCUGCGAUUUUCUGACGCCCAACACCAACAUCUUGGAGAUUACACGCCUGAACCAUCACAGUGUAAUGAUACCCUUCGACUGCUGGAAGCUUGCAUGCGCUUUAGCGUCAUAUUUUCCAAGUGUGUUUUAUUUGCAUUCGGACGCCAUCCACCUCCUUUUUCUGGCUGUUUGCGACGUCUUUGUUCCUAAAGUGUGCUGGAAAGCUGUCACUUUCGCUUGCUACUUUUUGGGCGGUCAAUGA